AGGUGACCAGACGAACUUUGGGGCGCCGAAGGGGGCGCAGACACUCUGUAUCGGUGACCCAGAAUGGACGAGGCUGAGCAAUGGGGUCGGAUACCGCUUCAAUGCCAUGAGAUCUGACAGUGGUAAAUUUAAGCUGUAUCUGUACAUUUUCUAGCAGAGAGAGAUAUACCCGGCGUUGUUUAUUUAUAAGCGGAUGUAUAGAAACGACAGCUGUGUAGUUUUAUAAUCACUGACCAGUAUGCCAUGCAUGGAUCGUCUGAUGUACCAGAAGUUAGUUUGGAGUGUAAAAUGAUGCACCGGCUAAUUCCAAGCACUGGAUUGAGUAAGACCUGGAUUCUCUCCCUUGUAACAGUGUGGCUGGCAGUGUGUAUAUAUCACAUUCCCUCUCCAAUCCACCCCGAGCCUUACUACUACCCCAAACCCCUGCCCCGUUUAGAGGGGGCCCUCGCAAUCAACAACCUUCUCCAGGGGGCAACAAGAGCAUUCCAAGGGCAGGUAACUGGACCUGAGUCCUUUGCUGUUGAUGAAAACGGGGUGCUAUAUACAGGACUGGCCGAUGGAAGAAUUGUGGCAUUCAAAGGGGGAGAACUCUGGCAGCUGACAAGGACAGGAGAGUUCCACCCACACUGUGGUAGUUUUGACCUUGAGCCAGUCUGUGGACGACCGAAAGGAAUGAAGGUCAACACAGCUGACCCCACCCACCCCCUGAUUGUGCUGGACUCCUACAGGGGGCUUCUACAGGUGGACACAAAAACAGGCGAUGCACAGGUCCUACUGCACAGCUCUACAGGGGUGAAUGGAGAACCACUGAAGUUCCUGAAUGCCCUGGAUAUAACACACGAUGGAAUCGUGUAUUUCACCGACUCCAGCAAAAAAUGGGACCGGCGAAACUAUCGAUAUGAGGUAAUUGAGGUGAACAGACAAGGUCGACUUAUCAUGUACAACAUGGUUACCAGGGAAACAAAGCUGUUGCUGGAUGACCUGCAUUUAGCCAAUGGGGUGGCUUUAUCAUCAGACGAGUCCAUGCUGUUCAUCGCAGAAAUGAGCGCUUGUCAAAUUCGGCGCUAUUUUCUAAAAGGGCCCAGAGCUGGCCAAUCAGAUGUCAUAACACAAAAUCUCCCUGGUUACCCUGACAACAUCAAGCUCAACAGUCGGCAGAAUUUCUACGUUGGGCUUGGGUCGGUACGGUACCAGGGGGUCAGUCUCCUGGGUCCAUUCCUGGAUCUCAUUGGUCCUUACCCAGCCAUAAAGAGGUUUCUCACAAAGCUGACACCACUCAAAGUUUUUGACAUCUUUAUGCCCAAACAUUCCAUUAUUCUGGAAAUAAACAGAGACGGUGAAAUCAUCUCCAGUUUACAUGAUCCCGGAGCCAAAGUUAUCUCUGCCUCAGGAGAGGGAUUCGAAUUUAACAACACCCUGUACAUAGGGAGUUUCUGGACACCAUAUAUUGGGAUGCUGAACUUGACUUAUGUGAAAUCAGGGAACUGACUCUCCAUCUCCAUAUUUUUACAUGUACACAUUUAAUGCAUUUCAGGGCUGCUAGAGUUAGUUCCCUUUGCCAUUCGUUUUCAUCAGCCCACAUCCUUAAAUCUUUUUAUUCUACUAUAUAUUUCAUACAUAUAAUAAGAUAUCAAUAUUAAGUAGAUCCCGAGUACAAAGUAUUCUCAUAAACUUCAUGCAAAAGAUGAUUUUGAGAGUAGUUCAUGAGUGUAUAAAUCCACGGUGUAACAUUUUUCAGUCUCUUUUUAAAGGGGCAUGGUCACGAUUUUGGUCAAAUUCAGUUUUAAUGUUUUUAUUCUUUACAAUGCUUUAGGAAUGCAUUUCUAAUAAUCAUGUGAAAUUUGAGAGUCAGGUGUAGAGUUUUGAGCCAGAUCCAAGGCUCACAAUUCUUUGUCAUGUAAACAAGGCUCUUGCCCUGUUUUUGUUUACGUAGGUUCAAUAUACCAGUCAAAAAUCUUUUUCAAGCUGAUUUGUCUAUCUUCUUUUUCAUUUUAAGAAUAAAUAAACAGUUCCUAACGUUUAACACAAUUAUUUCAGGUCUAAAACCAGAAUUUUCACUUCAACAUUCAAAAUGUAAACUCUGUAACUCGCUUAAAAAUCAACGGAUGAUACUCAAACUUUAGUUGCCUAUCAAAAAUGCCUUACUGAAGCACUGUAAAUAUUUAAAAUCGGACAAAUAAUUUUUGACCGAAAUCAUGACCAUGCCCCUUUAAAGAUAUGUCCAUACAUAUGUAAUUGGUUACAACAAAUACCUAGGAAUUAUUAGAUUUUGUAGUGGUUCAGUUUUUGUGGAAUUUGUGGGUACCUCUCAACCACGAAUUAACAUCCUCCACAAAUUAAUAAAUUAGGGUCAUAAAGUCUUAUUUCCUUAAGUAGGUAUAAGAAAAUACACAAAAUUACAUCCCCACGAACCUAUAAAAUUUCAGCAAUGCACGAAAAUUGGCCCCUAUGAUGAUUCCACAGUAGUUCAUUUGAACAAGUUACAUGCAUUAUUCACACAUUGUUUAUAUUUCAAGGAUAUGUUCAUCCAAAGCAUGAAGAUAGUGAAAUUACAACCACUGUGAUAAUCUUCCAAUCUUCCAUCAGUAUUUGAUUUUCAUUCAUCAUCAACUAUGGUAAAAUUUUCUUUAUAGAAGCCAUGUUUUACAUUGUUUAAACUAAAGAAAACAUUAAAGACCAGAUAUUGGAUUUAGUUUUAUUGUUUUUGUUUGCUUUUUGUAUGUAUGGUACACAGAAUCAACAAGAAUUGUAACAAAGUUCUGUAAAGCUGUAGUUACUUUGAAGAUGAUACAAGGUCACGACCUUUCAAGGCCAUGUCAAGGUCAUUGUGUGAUUCAAUCAAAUCCUUAACAAUUGAUUUUUCCCUGGUUAUAAAAACUCAACACUCAAAACAUAAUUAUAAAGAUACAUGAUAAUUAAAAAUGAUGUAUCAACACAAUCAUUCUAUUAUUAUACAUGUCAACCAUCAAAGUUACAGAAAGAAUACUUUUUAAUUAGAGAUCAGAAACAAUGCCACAUAUAAUACAGCAUUUCUUAAUACACAAUGAAUAUUUUUAAGGUGUAAUUUUUCCUGUUUAUAUAUAAAUGACAUGAUUGAAACUAAUACCUAAUAGAUACUUUAUAAUAAUAUAUAAUCCAUAUAUACAUGGCUUUUUUUCCUUUUUCUGAUGACCAAUAAUGUUCUACCUCUAAACCACCCAAAAAUUUGAUUUUGUUAAAAAAAAAACCACACAAAAAAUAAGAAACAGUACAUAUCAUGGUCUCAAAUUCAAUGUUCUAAAUAAUGAAUAUAUAUAUAUAUAUACAAAUGAAUAUGUGUAACAGCUCACAUAAAAAAAAUUCUGCAGAAACCAAAAUAGGGCUCCCUGCACAUGACAAUACCAGGUGAUGAAAUAUCAAAGGUGAAUACACACGGCAUGGUCUAGAUAUCAUAGGGCGUGUUAUAAAAGGCAGCUGAGUGAAUUAAAAUAAAUAGGCAGGGUGGGAGGUGAACCACAGGGUCGGUGGAAUCAAGGGCCUAUAGUACAUGUAGUACAUAGAGAUCCAAUCAUCCCGCCCACACUAUUUACAGUCCCUGUUUAAAUGAAUGGAAGGGGAGGGGGUUGCAAUUCUAUUGUUUAACUGGUAGAUGAAAGGCAUAUAGCACUAUGCAGGGUUUGGAUACCCCCAGCCCACUGAUUUAUUUAUAGUCCAUGUUUUAAGUACAUUUUUACAGUCUAUUCUUUAUCAGCCACCUGUUCUAUAUGUUGGAU
Messenger RNA from Magallana angulata, 3752 nucleotides. Its product is annotated as adipocyte plasma membrane-associated protein-like. The record is from RefSeq and is a predicted model, not a curated record. The transcript has 9 exons. Gene Ontology annotation, molecular function: strictosidine synthase activity. Gene Ontology annotation, biological process: biosynthetic process. Lineage: Eukaryota; Metazoa; Mollusca; Bivalvia; Ostreida; Ostreidae. The coding region runs from base 244 to 1488 and encodes 414 amino acids.